CGCGCGCGGCCGCUGCCACCUCCGCUGCUCGGCCCGGUCCCGGUGCGGCCCGGCCGGCCCGCGGGACGCGGAGCCGAGGCCGCGGCCGGCCGCAUGAAGGACUGCGAGUACCAGCAGAUCAGCCCCGGGGCUGCCCUGCCGCCCGCCUCUCCAGGGGCGCGCCGCUCCGGCCCCGCCGCGCCGCCCGGCCCGGGCCCCGGGCCCCCGUCGCCCGCCGCCGCACCGCGCUGGAGCGGCAGCGGGAGCAGCGGCCGCCGCCCACGGCGCAAGUGGGAGGUGUUCCCGGGCCGCAACCGCUUCUACUGCGGCGGCCGUCUCAUGCUGGCCGGCCACGGCGGCGUCUUCGCGCUCACGCUGCUGCUGAUCCUCACCACCACCGUCCUCUUCUUCGUCUUCGACUGUCCCUUCCUGGCCCGCCAGCUGACCCUCGCCAUCCCCAUCAUCGCUGCCAUCCUCUUCUUCUUCGUCAUGAGCUGCCUGCUGCAGACGAGUUUCACCGACCCCGGGAUCCUGCCCCGGGCCACUGUCUGUGAGGCAGCCGCCCUGGAGAAACAAAUUGACAACACAGGCAGUUCCACAUACCGGCCUCCCCCUCGGACCCGGGAGGUGAUGAUCAAUGGACAGAUGGUGAAGCUGAAGUACUGCUUCACCUGCAAGAUGUUUCGGCCGCCCCGGACCUCGCACUGCAGUGUCUGCGACAACUGUGUGGAACGGUUUGACCAUCACUGUCCGUGGGUGGGCAACUGUGUGGGGAGACGGAACUACCGCUUCUUCUACGCGUUUAUUCUCUCCCUCUCAUUCCUCACGGCCUUCAUCUUCGCCUGCGUGGUCACCCACCUGACGCUGCGCUCUCAGGGAAGCAACUUCCUCUCCACUCUGAAGGAGACACCAGCAAGUGUGCUGGAAUUGGUGAUCUGCUUUUUCUCCAUCUGGUCCAUCCUGGGCCUCUCAGGGUUUCAUACUUACCUCGUCGCCUCCAACCUGACAACUAAUGAAGACAUCAAAGGCUCGUGGUCCAGCAAGAGGGGCGGUGAGGCCUCUGUCAAUCCCUACAGCCAUAAAAGUGUCAUUACCAACUGCUGUGCUGUGCUCUGCGGCCCCCUACCUCCCAGCCUGAUUGACCGGAGGGGAUUUGUGCAGUCUGACGCCAUGUUGCCCUCACCCAUCAGAAGCAGCGAGCCAGCCUGUGGAGCCAAGCCUGAUGCCAGCAUGCUGCUGCCCCACAUUGGGACACACACACAGUGCGCUAAGAGCUAAAGAAUAAUUACAGCAGCCAUUUAGCAAGGGCUUGCCAGGUGCCAGGCCCAUUUUCUCACCUGAACCUAUGAGGGAGGUGAUGUCAGCCUUUUUACAGAUGAGAAAACUGAAGUUCAAGGAAGGCACAGGAGUUGCCUGGAAUACCCCAGCUGAUAAAGCACAAAGCCAGGAUUUGAACCCGAUCUCUGAGGCACUGAGGGAACUGACCUGGCUCUGACAGCCCCAGAAUCUUCUGAGGAACUAAAGGAAACGGGGUGAGCCUCGGAACCCUGACCUCUGACCCUUCUGCAUUGCCCAAGGAGUGAACAGGGGUGCUGUAGGAGUAGAAGAUCUCAGUGGGAGAAACCCUACAAUUAGAGAACGUCAUGCAUACCCAGCAGGGGGCUUACAGAUGAUCUGUGCCAGCCUCCUUGUACUAAUGGGGAAACUGAGGCCCAGAGGCAGGAAGGGACUUGCCCAAGCCUUAUAACAGAGCUGAGAUGCAGUCCCACCCUCUGACUUCAUUCCAUUCUCUUUCCAAAAAUUCCACACUAUGUCCUAGACUGGACUGGACGAGGAGAUGUGGGAGACUCUCAACAGCAGUGCCUUGAGGAGAAAAAGACUCAGGAAAGCUGAGUCACUUAAAAGCAAUCUAAUAUUCCCUCCCAAAGGCAACUAGCAGAGUAAGCUCCUGGCUGGGUAACUGGACUCUAGUUCACAACUAAUCAGGGGGAGAAGGUGCCAUAGCUGCUUCCAGUCACCUGUUUAGUUUGAUCAUUCCCAGACUGAAAAAAAUUUCCCAGGAAGUUCUUUCUGGGCUCCAACCCAAGUGCCCCUUGCUGGACUCAGAGCCCUAUCCUCUGUUCCAGGGGAGAUGGGCAGCAACUGGUUGCUGUCUUCUCUUUGGCACAACCCUUUAAAGGCUAUUCUUACUAGCUAAGGUUGGUUGUCUCUGGGAACAGAGGUCUUGAGCCUGUUGGUAGGAUGGAUACUAUAUGGAAGGGUGGGGAGGUGGCAGGCAGGAUGAUAGCCCCCUUGGGCCGCGGCCCCAUCUCCUGCCCUGCUGACUCAGGCAGCUGACUCUGAAACUCUGUGCCCUGCCAGGGCCUGCUGCCUCCUGUCUGCCUGGGCUCCUGGGCUUGGGAAGGGGAGGCCUGGAGGCAAAGGGAGGUGCCUGAGACAGGAACUGAGUCAGGAUCUACAGGCCAGAGUGGGCAGGAGGUGUUAGGCAGCGCGGCUCCUGGAUCGCGCCUGAGCUUCAGCAAGGGAGGGGGAGAGGUAAAGAGGCUUCCUUUCCUCUACCCUUUUCAGGCUCCCAAGCUUGUGCUGUGAACCACCACCAGAUCUGGCGUGAGUGGUAGGCAGAGAAUGCUCCCUCUCUGGAGACAGAAGCAGUUCCAAAAUUCCUAGGCAUGCCAGGCCCUGCCUUCUAGCUUUCUGGUGUUCUGGGAUCUCCAGCUUUCCCCCAGGACUUGGGGAAGCCUGGGCUGGAUGACGAGUACAAGGGCAGGUCCUUGAGUCCCAGGGCCUGUGUUGGCCAGAGGAAUGUCCGAGAUGGGGGGAGAGGAGGCAGUGCUGAGCGGGCACAUCUGCACGUUCAUCCGUCUUCUCUCCCCUGUGGACUCCCAGCUGGGAAGGGUCUGGUCUUCACCUAUGGCCCAGUGUGGGACCCCCCUCUUUCCUAGAACUCAGAUCCAUGUUAGUGUGUUGAGUGUAGAUGCUUAUAGUAAGAUGGGUUGGGUUUUUUUUCACAUAAUAAUAAUAGUUACCAUCCACUCUAUUAAGUGCUUUUCAUCAACUCAUUUAAUCCUCACAAAAAGCCCCAUUUUACACUUAGGAAAACUGAGGCUCACAGAGGUUAAGCCAUUUGGACAAGGCCACGACAGCUUAUAAGAACUGAACUCAGGCAGUCUGAUUCUGAAGAUACUCAGCUAUUCUGUCUCAUAGAAAAAUAAUACAUAUUCACCACUGGUAACUUGAAGCCAAUAGGAAAAUCAAAAGAAAAAAAACUCGGAACCCCAUAAGCUAAAGAUAACACUGUGCCAGCUGGCAUUUCAGUAUAUCUCCUUUCCAUCUUAUUUGUCAGUGAUCCAAUUUGAGCAAAGCCUUUGGGAUGUCAAGCCUAAAAUCCCUCUGCUUCCUUAGAAAAUCUGUAGCCUCAGCCCAGACAUGUUCCUACUUUUCCUUCAAAGAGGCUGCUCUCAUUUUCAGGCCUCAGAGUUCUGGUCUAAGCCUUCUUCUGGGAGGGGAGGGUGGGUAUUCAGACACCAAGAGGAACUGGGGAGGGACAGGCCGAUGAAAUGGUCCUGGCUCAAGGACUAGGCUGGAAGGGGAGCCCCCCCCACCCACCCGGAGCCCCUCCACUACCCCACUCCAUCUGAGUUUUGGCUAGGGGCGGGGCAGAGAAGCAGGAACCCACGCUCGUAGGCACAGUGCCAGCACCUGUAGGUGAAAUUCUUGGCUGACACAAGGCCAGAGCCCCAGCAAACAGGGGUGGAAGGUUAGCGACAGAGUCUCCAUCUCUGAGGCCUCUGCCAGAGGGUCAGAGGUAGGGCCAUGGUCAAAGGGGAGGGACCAGGGAAACUUCUGAAAGGCAGGCUGGGGGAGGCAGCCCUCAGCUGGGGCUGCUACCCCAUAAAACAAAAUGGCAUGUGUCACCACCGCCUCCUUUUUCUCGGUCCUGUCUCUCUCCUCAGUUGCUAGCGUCCUCCCUGGGGAACUUAAACUGGGCUGAGCAGCCAGGUGGCCUGCUUCCCAGCCUCUGAUAGAGGGCGGGUGAUUGAGGCAGGAAAGUGGGACAACCAGCAAGCUGAGCCCCACCCUCUGUGAGCCCCACUGAUACACCAGGCAGCUUGGAGGGGGCAGGUGACCUGUGUGGAGUGCCAGAGGGUAAGUUCUCCAACAAGUGGCAACAGGCCGCCAACUUGAAAGGGAAAUUGUGCUGUGAAGGGGCAGGUGUCCAACAAACCUACUGGGUGACUAAUUACAAAGGCUAGGCUGGAGCGUCAGAGGCCACUCGUUAAACACCUCAUUAAGUGGCACCCUGAAAGCUGCCAUAUGUGCAUUCUGGGAAUCCAGAGGGGACAGGACUCUGAGGGGCGUGAGGACUGGGGGAUGGAAGACUCUGGACAGAGCCUGGAUCUCACUUCUAUAUACAGUCUGGAGCUCUCAUGUCAGAGGCCUUGAUGGAAGAGACGCCAAAGGAAGUAGUUUGCAGGGGAGAGUAGCUGUGUGACCUUGAUCAAAUCUCAUCCCUCUCUGAGCUCAGGUAUUCCCACUUUUAAAUUAGAUCAUGGAUGUGAAAGUGCUUGGGAAAUGGCAGUUCUCCCUAAACUUGAAUUAUCUCACUUGAACCAAGGUGGGAAUCAUACCUGGCAGGAUUAGGAUGCCCAUCCUCCUGCACCUGGCUUUAUGGGCUCUGGCUAGGCUAAAGCGGUCAGGUGACCGAAGCCUCCUUAGCCCUGGAACACUGGGGAAGCUACCUAACGUGGGCACCCAUGUAAUGGGAGCCCUGAACAAAAGGGGGCGGCCUGGAGCCUGGAAAGGUUCUGCACAGGUGGGGCCAAUGCCCAGAUUUCUUCUGCUGACUGUCCGGAUGACUCACUCCC
Manis pentadactyla (Chinese pangolin) is the source of this 4844-nucleotide messenger RNA. RefSeq names its product zinc finger DHHC-type palmitoyltransferase 18 (gene ZDHHC18). The transcript is spliced from 9 exons. Gene Ontology annotation, molecular function: protein-cysteine S-palmitoyltransferase activity. Gene Ontology annotation, biological process: protein targeting to membrane; peptidyl-L-cysteine S-palmitoylation. Bases 94 to 1257 code for a protein of 387 amino acids. Gene Ontology annotation, cellular component: endoplasmic reticulum; Golgi apparatus. Lineage: Eukaryota; Metazoa; Chordata; Mammalia; Pholidota; Manidae. The record is from RefSeq and is a predicted model, not a curated record.